GGCUCGGGGCCCGGGGCCGUGCCGGGCGGGGAUAGCGAGCGGACGGUCCCUUGGCGGAGCUACCCGAGGCCCAGGCGAGCGGGUCUGCGCUGCGUGUUGGGCGGGCACCCGAGAGGUGACAUGUGUGGGGGCUGUGCUGCAGCUGUACCUAAUUGUACUUAACAGUGCUGCAUGUGACAGUGAUAAAUUCACAGACAUAAGGGGAGAGAGACGCCAGAUACCAACAAGCCUGCACAAGAUUCCAUGUUAAAGGCUUUGAGAUGAAGAAGACCGAUCUCUGUUUGAGCACGGAAGGGACUGAGGUGAUUCUGGCUACCUCGAGUGAUGAAAAGCACCCACCUGAGAAUAUCAUCGAUGGGAAUCCAGAAACCUUUUGGACCACCACGGGCAUGUUUCCCCAGGAGUUCAUUAUUUGUUUUCACAAACAUGUAAAGAUUGAAAAGCUUGUGAUCCAAAGUUAUUUAGUGCGGACCUUGAGGAUCGAAAAGACCACGUCUAAAGAGCCAUUCGAUUUUGAGCAGUGGGUUGAAAAGGAUUUAGUACACACUGAAGGACAGCUUCAAAAUGAAGAAAUUGUGGCACGAGAUGGCUACGCCACUUUCUUGAGAUUCAUCAUUGUUUCAGCCUUCGAUCAUUUUGCAUCUGUGCAUAGCAUUUCUGCGGAGGGACUAACAGUCUCAAAUCUUCCUUAGUAAUUACAACAAAAUGCUCUGAACUACUUUUAAAAUAUAUUUAUAGAAACAAUGUUAUCUUUGAUAUGUUUACUAUUAAAGAGAUUUGUAUCA
Messenger RNA from Peromyscus eremicus (cactus mouse), 785 nucleotides. RefSeq names its product intraflagellar transport 25 (gene Ift25). Lineage: Eukaryota; Metazoa; Chordata; Mammalia; Rodentia; Cricetidae. The record is from RefSeq and is a predicted model, not a curated record. Gene Ontology annotation, cellular component: centrosome; cilium; intraciliary transport particle B. The coding region runs from base 261 to 692 and encodes 143 amino acids. The transcript is spliced from 7 exons. Gene Ontology annotation, biological process: intraciliary transport.